This is a messenger RNA of Syngnathus acus (greater pipefish), 1850 nucleotides long. RefSeq names its product retinol dehydrogenase 8-like. The transcript is spliced from 6 exons. Gene Ontology annotation, biological process: estrogen biosynthetic process. Gene Ontology annotation, cellular component: cytoplasm. The record is from RefSeq and is a predicted model, not a curated record. Lineage: Eukaryota; Metazoa; Chordata; Actinopteri; Syngnathiformes; Syngnathidae. Gene Ontology annotation, molecular function: estradiol 17-beta-dehydrogenase [NAD(P)+] activity. The coding region runs from base 603 to 1556 and encodes 317 amino acids.
CACACACACACACACACACACACAAUAAAAACACAACGUAAAAAGGUUUUGCUUGCACUCUUCAUUCAGUCAAAGAUCAAAAAGGUCUGUAAAAGUCCAUAAAGCAGCCGAAGACGUUUUCUUAAUGGGGGUGAAGAAGGCAGCUGGGAUUACAUGGCGUCCAUAAAUGCAGAUGUUGGUGUUUUUAUUUCAGGCUAAAAUGGAGAAUCUGGUUCUGCCCUGAGAGCUAAAGGUCGUAAAAAUGUGACAUUAAUUGAUUUUUACAUUUUUACGAUAGUGACUUUUUCUCUGUACAUUUUCCACUCAUUUUUAACAAUUUGUAAUUGUUCACCCUGUUGAGGAGAUCUUCAAAAUCAUGUUGUAGAAAAAGUAUAUAUUUUUUAAAAUAUAUAAAAGAAAUUUCAAAUGAGGAUCACUGAUCAACUGUUUAUGUGAAUGAUCGAUUGCAAAAUAGAAAAAUAACCUAAAGGCAACGUACCCGUAGGACGGGGAGAGGAUAAUCUGCAUCUUGUCCAUGUGACUUUGAUCCUCUUAGGCUGAGCGGCCAUCCCGUCCGUCAUCCCGUCAUCCCGUCAUCCCGCCUCAGGCUGCAGUGGACGGAGAUGGCGAGCGGCGGGCAGAAAGUGGUGCUGAUCACCGGCUGCUCAUCGGGCAUCGGCCUGAGGAUGGCCGUCACGCUGGCCAAGGACCAACACCAGCGCUACCACGUCAUCGCUACAAUGCGAGACCUGAAGCGCAAGGACAAGCUGGUGGAAGCUGCCGGCGACGCGUACGGGAAAACGCUCUCUCUGGCCGUGCUGGACGUGUGCAGCGACGACUCGGUCAAACAAUGCAUCAACGGCAUCAAGGAUCGCCACGUUGAUAUCCUAAUCAACAACGCGGGCAUCGGCCUGGUGGGGCCCCUGGAGAGCAUUCCUAUCGAGGAGAUGAAGAAGGUGUUUGAAACCAACUUCUUCGGUGUGAUCCGAAUGAUCAAGGAGGUGAUGCCUGACAUGAAGCGACGCAAAGGGGGGCACAUCAUUGUGGUCAGCAGCGUCAUGGGACUUCAAGGGGUGGUCUUCAACGACGUCUACGCGGCUUCUAAGUUUGCCAUGGAGGGCUUCUGCGAGAGUCUGGCCGUGCAGCUGCUCAAGUUCAACGUCACGUUGUCGAUGAUUGAGCCCGGCCCGGUUCACACGGAAUUCGAGGCCAAGAUGAUUCAGGACGUGCGGCAGAAGGAGUACCCGGGAACCGACCCGGACACGGUGCACUACUUCAAGAACGUUUACCUGCCGUCUUCCGUGGACAUCUUUGAAACGCUCGGACAAACGCCGGAUGACAUAGCGAGAUGCACCAAGAAGGUGAUCGAAGCCAGCAGGCCGCGAUUCCGCAACCUGACCAACCCCUUGUACACGCCCAUCGUGGCCCUCAAGUACGCCGACGAGACGGGCGGCCUGUCGGUCCAUGCCUUCUACCACAUGCUCUUCAACCUGGGCUCGCUCAUGCAUGUCAGCAUGACGGCUAUGAAGUACCUCACUUGCGGCUGUUUGAGGAGCCGCACCGUGUCGCCAAACUAAGGAAACCCAACAACUGCUGGGACAAUUUCACACCAAAUUUCGGAAACUGGAACCGUUAGACCCAAGAUCACGCAAUAUUACCAGCAACCAAUCAACUUCCAAGACUGCGUGAAUGUGUAUGAUUUUGGAUACACAUGGACUUUUUAAUUCAUGUAAAAAGCUGUAAAAAAAUAAAUAAAACAUUUUUAAGAAACAAACUACGAACUGUAUAAGUAGUGAAGAUUUUAAGGAUAAUUAUUGUUGCAGUCGUGGCACAUCAUAAAAAUAAAUUCUACUUGGAAAGAAAGCAUCAAA